GCAUUCGUUCUUCCUUGACUGGUGGGUCGAUUGCCGCCUUUUUCUCUGAAUGAAAUGUCUUUCAUUCAUGCCGUUCAAGACACGUUGUACGGAGGCAUAAACGCGUCAAUCGACGGCGUCGGAGGAGCAGAAUGCGCUCGUCACAUUCCGCGUUGGGUGAAAAUCUGUGAGGAAAUCAUCGUUCUCAUCUAUUUGUUUGUACUGUACGCGUGGACGGCUAGGACGUUGAGUCGUGUGAGUGAUGAUGAUGUGAGAGCGAUGGGCGAGAGGGAGAGACGCAUUGGGAGCUUUUCGAGGAGAUUUGUGUUGAUGGUGUUGGCGAUGGUGUUGGGAAUGGAGUUGAGUUAUAAGUUAGUGACGCGGCAGUUGCUGUUUGUUAUGAAUCCGUGCCAUGUGGUGACCAUAACGCAGCUCUAUUUGUUGUGUGUUGUGCCAAGCAAGAUGUCAGUUGCUGUUUUUAGAACUAUGAUACAUAACCUGUUUGGGACAUUCCUUGGUGUUCUGUUUGCUGUGACAAACACAAGAGAGCUGCCAGGUGAGGUUUCCGUCUACUGGGUUCAACACGUUCUCAUUUGUCUUGUCCCAUUCUUCAUCAUAUAUCUUUGGGGUCCACAAUCGUUAGAGCCACUUCUUGACUGGUCAUGGACAAGAGUUGCACUUGUUGUAUUUAUACAGUAUCAUCACCACGUCUUGCUGCCUUUGGCAGAAUUGACGUAUGUGAAUCUCAACUCCAUGCUUUGUCCACCUUGUUCUGACCCGAUUGGCGGCCCGUAUUAUAGAGCAAUUCAUCUUGUCCUCAUGUCAAUCCUUGUUUUAACUUUCGGCAAACUCUACUCAGCCAUAUCUUGUUGGGCCAUCAGUCACACGUCACCAAACAGUAAAGACGAGUAAAAAUCCAAACAGCCCAGAGAUGUAUGUAUAGCAAUAGGUGACACUUUAAAUGUCAUGUUGAUAUCAAUUAUUUUGAUGUAAAGGAAUUGUUGUAUAGUAGUACUGUAGUUCACAUAUGAAAUCUGUUGUGACAUCAGAUGCUAGAAACAUUUCUUGAUUUGUACGUUUGUAUUUUGUAAUAUAAAAGAGAGUUUCAUUGUAAA
This is a messenger RNA of Corticium candelabrum, 1094 nucleotides long. RefSeq names its product transmembrane protein 164-like. The transcript is spliced from 7 exons. The coding region runs from base 55 to 891 and encodes 278 amino acids. Lineage: Eukaryota; Metazoa; Porifera; Homoscleromorpha; Homosclerophorida; Plakinidae. The record is from RefSeq and is a predicted model, not a curated record.